This is a messenger RNA of Paramormyrops kingsleyae, 4843 nucleotides long. It is a transcript of the gene znf366, whose product is annotated as zinc finger protein 366. Gene Ontology annotation, biological process: regulation of transcription by RNA polymerase II. Gene Ontology annotation, molecular function: DNA-binding transcription factor activity, RNA polymerase II-specific; RNA polymerase II cis-regulatory region sequence-specific DNA binding. The record is from RefSeq and is a predicted model, not a curated record. Gene Ontology annotation, cellular component: nucleus. Lineage: Eukaryota; Metazoa; Chordata; Actinopteri; Osteoglossiformes; Mormyridae.
GUUCUCUUUCUUGAGCCACUUCAAACGUGGAUCCGAGGGGCCGACGGCUCAUUGUCAGAAGCGUGAGGUAAGCGACAGAGCGUGCAGUGCAGAGGCCAGAGAGGCUGCGUGAGCAAGCGAGCAUGCAAAACUUAAGAGAAAAGAGAUUGAAUUUAAUGAAAAUCUUACAGAAAAAGAACAGCAAGCAGUUAAGUGUGAAUGAGUAAUCCAAUAAUCAGAAUUUCUUUUUCUAAAUAUAUUUAUUCAUAUAAACUGCAUAUUUUUAUAGGUUCUCUAUGCUGUUUGGAGUCAUGCACAGAACAAUUUUUAAUUUAUUUUACAGGAAUUAUCAUGAACGUAGAUAUUUCAUGCGUUUUUUCCUCAAAAAGGCUUUUGGAAGAAAUAUACCAGGAAUGCAAAAACAAUAACUUCAACAUCCAAAAAAAGUUUUUAUGAAAAAUAUACAGUUAAUAAUAUUGCGAUAACGUUGGUUCAGGGUUGUCCAAAAAUCUUAUUUUUGGGAAUCACUAUUACUAUAAUUAAACAUGAUAAUAACUAGACUUCAAAUGGAAUGCACAGAAAACUAUAACCAAUGGGCAGGAGAGCUGGAGAAAUGGUUAAAGCCUAGCUGUCAGGUUGAUCUCAUGAAAAUGAAGUAAGCAUGCAGAGAGCCCCAUUCCGACAGGUGUUGAUGGAAUAAUCUCCCAAGGGUUUAUUCACUGAAACAAUUUUUCUGAGAACCAAAUACAAACAAUGAUUCUAUUGUUGCAUUUUAGAUUUGUAGAGUGGAUCCUAUAAGCAGUUGUCAACUACUGCUUCCUUGAAAAGUGAUUGGGUUAUUUGUUCAUGAUUUCAUUUUAGAGAUGCAAUUGCCUGUGGAAAGAACACUUUGCGCCUUUUAUAUAUCAUUGCUUUUGAUGGGCCAGACUGUACAGUGUUGUAUUUUACAUUUUUAGAAAUCUUAAGGUGUAUUAAAUAGGCUUUUCAGACACAAUCUCGAAUAAUGAGCAGUUUUAAUAAAUUACCCUGUACUUUCAUUUGAAAAAUCAUAAACGAAUCAGAAAUGUUUUAUUUCUGAUUUCUGUCUUAAAGAGACUGACUUUCUUUGUCCUAAUAUAGUGUAUAUAUACAAUACAUUUGACGACAUACAUAAGUACCACCUAUUGUGCUUCAUUUCUGAGUGCCAUUGGGUUUAUUAUCUUUAAACUGUGUUGAGCUUGAACUACUGCCAAUGUUUUUUUUUUAAUAAUCAUUUAUAAUAUGUCCUAUUAUGCUGUAACACUGUUCCUAAAUUAUAGUUACCAUUGUUUGCAAAAUGUUUAUUUCAUAAUUUGAAUAUCGUAUUACGAUUUUAUUGCAAACUAUGCUUUAUUUGUGUGUAUUAUGGUAUGUCAUAGUAGUUGUUCCUUUCAGGAAAACAACUCAGUGAAGACAGGGAGAUGAUCUGGGUACAAACCCACUAAAAAUGGCCAACAAUAAAAAAAAAAUGAUCUGAAAUUAGUAGAGCAAGAAAAUAGAGAAAUGUUCACCCUUCCAUCAAGGUGAAAAGACAAAUAAGGUAGUUUCCCAGGGAGAAGCGAAAACAGGUUGGUUCGGUUAGGAAGAUGGCAAAGUAAAGAGAGGUGAGCUUAUCUCGGUUUAUUUCCCUUUUCUGUGCUGCGCUCUGAGAAGCUGUGAGCAGAUCCCUGUCCGCACAUGGAUUAGAGAAGUUCUGAAAGGGUUGUGAGUUAGAAAGUGAGCAGAGUGAGGUGGUUAUGACUCACCGUGUCUGGUUAGGUGGCUGCCUCACAACAGAAGAAUCAUUAUUUUUAGCUAAUGAAACGUGAUCUUGCCUGAUUCUCUCCAUGGGACCUAAAUGGGAGUAAAUGCACGACAUGAGGUUGAGGUUUGGAUAUAGGGAACGGGAGCUUUUCAAAAGGGUGUAUGUUCCUUAUCUACACAGGGAUUCACAGCUGCCGUCUAGGCAUGGGUGAAUGCAACAACAAGUGGAAACGAUUAACAGAAGAAGAAAUUGGUUAUGAUUCAUAAAAAGCAUUGCAACUGCCUAUUCUGAAAUUGCUCUUAUAUAUGUGUUUAGUUUAAUUCUAUAUUUAGCUAUCAUUACACUCAAUUUCUAAGUUAUUCUUAAAGUAAAUGGUUUCUCAUGAAUCAAUUUUCCCUACUUGUGAAUUAAGUAUAUUGUUGCUUCCUUUUUUAGGUAGACAAUGGAGACUGACAUAGCUAAGGCAGUACAAGAAAGGGGUCCCUUUGGGGGCAAUCUCAAGGCAGUCAGACCUUGUCUGAAACCUCUGUCAUUUUCCUGUAAACCCCGGGCUUUUGCCCCUCUAGUGGAUCCUCUCAGCAGGGGCUUCCCUCAAUUCAGCCCACCAGUCCUGCUGGGCUACGAUCGCCUCCAGCCCCCAGCAGAGGCAGUCUCCUGGAUGCACAAGAUGGCGCCUUUCAAACGGAAACCCCAGGACAUCAAAAGCCCUGACGAGCUACUGGAGGGGCGAAGCGCGCUGGGCAUGGACCUCCCGCACCACGCCCCAUACCCCCUCCUCCAGCCCAGUCCUGGUCCGCCAUCCAAGUUCAGCCCUCAGAUGAUUGACUUGAACCGAUUCAAGUUCUACAGAAACCUGGGAAGGUUUGAUCCUAAGAGAGUGAAGCAGGAACCGGUUAGCUCAGAUGGAAUGUGGCCUCCUUCCCAUGUCAUAAUGCCCUCUCCGUCUCCGUUCUUCCCAGCCUUACACUCUGGCUUGAUUCCCUACCCUUUCCUCAUACCAGGCCCUGCCAUGCAUCUCCCUCCACACAGCUUUUACCAACGGGAGCCCUUGGGAGGUCACCACAGAGGGAUGCCUGGAACUCAGAGCGGGGCCACCGGGGUGGAGAAGCUAGGGCUCAAUGUCCACGUGGACGACAGCUACUACGUGGACGUAGGCGGCGAGCAGAAGCGUUGGAAGUGCCGUAUGUGCGAGAAGUCCUACACAUCGAAGUACAACCUAGUCACCCACAUCCUGGGCCACAGCGGCAUCAAGCCGCACUGCUGCAGCCUUUGUGGGAAGCUCUUCAAGCAGCUGAGCCACCUGCAUACGCACAUGCUCACGCACCAGGGCACCCGGCCGCACAAGUGCCAAGUGUGCCACAAGGCCUUCACGCAGACCAGCCACCUGAAGCGGCACAUGAUGCAGCACAGCGACGUGAAGCCGUACAGCUGCGGCGUGUGCGCGCGUGGCUUCGCCUACCCCAGCGAGCUGCGGGCGCACGAGAUGAAGCACGAGAAAGGGCAGGAGAACGUGUGUGUGGAGUGUGGCCUGGACUUCCCCACGCUGGCCCAGUUGAAGAGGCACCUUACCACCCAUCGCGGCCCAACACAGUACAGCUGUACCGAGUGCCAGAAGACGUUCCAAUACCCCAGCCAGCUGCAGAACCACAUGAUGAAGCACAAGGAUAUCAGACCAUACAUCUGCACUGAAUGUGGCAUGGAGUUCAUCCAGUCCCACCAUCUGAAACAACACACUCUUACUCACAAGGGGGUUAAGGAGCACAAGUGUCGGAUUUGCGGACGAGAGUUCACCCUGUUGGCAAACAUGAAGCGCCACGUCCUGAUCCACACCAACAUCCGCGCCUACCAGUGUCACCUGUGUUUCAAGAGCUUUGUGCAGAAACAGACCCUCAAGGCCCAUAUGAUCGUCCACUCAGACGUGAAACCCUACAAAUGCAAGCUCUGUGGGAAGGAGUUUAACAGGAUGCACAAUCUGAUGGGCCACAUGCACCUGCAUUCCGACAGCAAGCCCUUCAAGUGCCUGUACUGCUCCAGCAAAUUCACCUUGAAAGGAAAUCUGACGAGACACAUGAAGGUCAAACAUGGCAUCAUGGAAAGAGGAGCCCAUGGAUGGGGUUUCAGAGAGAGGGGGAGGUUUCAUCUGCCCGCAGACUUAAGCGUUAUCAGCCAAUUUAGCCAGGAGGAGCCUUUCGACCUCUCUAAGAAGACCAAAGGGAAAUCCCGGCUCUCCCAGUCAGAUGGGGACAGCGCCCAAGGUAGCUUGUGCCUGGAGGAGGAUGAUGACAGCCUCUACAGGAUGAGCCAGUACAGCUCAGAGGAUUACCAGCCCAGCAACCGUGCGUUAGAUUCUGAGGAGGUCUUUUUUGAUGGCAAAUCCCCAGAUCAAGAAGAGGUAGACGAUGGCGAAGGUGGCGAAGGUGGGGAAGAAUUGAGCAAGGAGCCUAUGAAAAUGGAAACUUGUGAAAAUAAAAUGCACCUGCUAUGUGGGGAAAAGUCUUCCCUCAUUAAGCUUCCCAGCCAGCAGAUGUCUCCAGGCAAGAACCCGAACAUCAAUGGUAUCUCACAAGAAAGCUGUGAAAACCAAUGAAAACCGUUCACUUUGAGAGAUUUUUAGCUCUUUCAUGUGAAUUCACUUGAUUUCUAAAGAAAAAAAAGCUGUGAAUAAAUAUUGUGUCCUAUUAUUUUGCUAUCAUGUGCGUAGAAUGCCUGACUAGGCAGACAAACAUCUGGAAUAUUUGCUGGUAAAUGAGAUACAAAAUAUGUGUUGAUCUGUGUUCAGAUAACUCUGAAUUUAAAAUGCCUGUUAUCUAUUUUUAGAAUAAUAUAUACAAUAUAACUAUUGUUAUACAUAUAAAUGUAUAUAACUAUUGUAUUAUAUGCAUAUAUAACAAUGAAUAAGUUAGACAUGAAGCCGUGUAAAAUUUAUAUUCAGAGUUUACUCUUUUUUUUUUAGCAAAAAUUAUUUUUUUACUUUUGGGUAGUACUGCGUUCAUGUGGAUCAUUUUAAUACUUUUGCUUAUAUUGUUGUUUUGACAACAUGCCCAUUCUGUAACAUGACAAAAACUUUAACAUAAUAAAAUGUAUUAAAUUGCUGUGUACAAA